CUCAAAAUGCUUCCCCUGUCGUUUCUGGCAUUAGUCGUAUUGCGGGCAGCAGAAGAUGAAUGUGUUGUUGGAACUUGGCGCUGAUUUGAAUAAUGAUUUUCAUAGUCAUCGUAGCAGAGCAGGUCAGGACAGUUCAUGUAAAGACGGCAGUGUCUCAUUUCUGUCGCAAAUCUCCAAAGAUGUACUCCUUGUGUCUGGCCUUUUUCAAACCAGUCCUCAUCCUUCUGACGCAGACACGUUCGCAGAAGUGUAUCCAUGCGUAACUGGUGCGCCACGGCGACACAGCCAGUGUUUACACAUAAAUAAUGCAGGGCUAUAAGUGAGCAGAUCAGCAGACCUCACAGAAGAUAAGGCCUCCUAAUUGUAUUUCUGACGGCAGAAAACUGAAAAGCACCUCUGCUUCUACUUUGUUUCUUUCCCAGGGGUGUUUGGGUUGUUUGUUUCCAAAAUACUUUUGACAUCACUGAUCCUAAAUGCUAAACACUCAGUGUAGUUUGCAAAAUAUUCUUAUCAUCGAAGUGGAACCAGGUGUUGGAGCGUGUUGAUGUUUCUUCUUUAGCCUUUACUUGAAUGAAGAGAUGCAGGGCUAUUUGUGACUGCUUAGUGAGCGACGUUUCAGUGAAGAUUGCGCAAAGGCUGCAGCAGAAUAUUAUAUCAGAUAUUAUUUCACGUUCAGUGCACGAUUUAAUAUUUUUAUCUGGUUAUAAUAACUAACAUUUACUGCGUCCUGGGGUUGUGGUGCGCCAGAGCGAUGCCCGCUCUGUGUCUGCUUGUUUUUCCAUCCUGUGCAGCAGCAGCGCUGCUACUGCUGCUGCUCCUCACUGCGUCAGAGGCGGCACUGCGGCGCGGCGUCGGGCUGCAUCAUGGUGGGACAGAUGCGCGAAGGAUGCGACACGGACUGAAGAAAGUUUAAAGAUGCUGCGCGAAACGGCCGACUUCCCACGGCCGAAAUAGAGCCGCGAACCCAACACAUCGACUCCCUCCUCCGUGUGACGCAAGGACUGUUUAUCUUCGGUGCUGCGUAAACACGCGUGGGCCUGUGCGUCCUGUGAGCCCCCGGUCACUCCACCUGCAUGAUCUGUGAGCCAGGAUGAACUUCAAGAACCUGAGGGAGUACUUGGCCUGGUUGUACUACCAGUACCUGCUCAUCACCGGCAUCUAUGUCCUGGAGCCGUGGGAAAAAUCCAUCUUCAACUCCAUCUUCUUCUCUGCCAUCGCCAUGGUGAUCUACACCUCAUACGUCUUCGUUCCCAUCCACGUUCGCCUGGCGCUGGAGUUCUUUUUUGGGAUCUUCGGCGGCCAGCCUGAGAGCACCAUGGCGCUCAUGAACUAGAAGAAGAAAACAUGAAGGAAAAGAGACCAAAAACGGGUGGAUUAGCAUGAAUCUGUACAUCAUUUCCUGUAACUCAACUCCUUCGCUCCUGGAGCUCCGUCUUCACACCACGUCCGUCCCAGCAGUCAGUCACCUCAGCUACUCAAGACUGAAAACAUGAAGAUCUUAAUGGAGUCCUCUGGAAAUCAGAGCCUUCCUAUCUUCUUUACAUCCCAAACCCUCUGGCCUUACCCCACGGUAUUAGACGCACAACUCUACAUUACUUUCACACCCUCCCUGUGAAACGUCUUGUGAAGUGUUGUUUGUCCUUUUUUGUUUGUUUUUGUAUUGUUUUUCUCGCCAUAUGUCCUGUGUGAAUGCUUAACACCUCUGGGUUUUGCAUGAUAUGGUCAUAGCUGGUUGGUAGAUUUGCAUGCUUGUCUUCAUUACAAAAUACAGCUCGACUCGUUUCUUUCCAUCACGACUCUAAGGCUACAGUCUUCAGAGGUUUAGUUUGCCACUUUGAUAAAAGUUUUAAAAAGGGAAUGGUUGGAAUCAGCAGUCAAACAUCACUAUAUGGUGCACCUUUACCAUUUUGUAGCAUCUGAAUUGCAUCUGCAAUGAAACUUAAAAUGUCAGGAUCUUGCCUCAGUUUGCCCCAGGCCCUCAUUUAUUGAUUUACUGGUCAAAGUGUUUAAUAAAGGAAAAUAACGACGGAGUCCAUGCUGAGCCUUCUUUUUAUCUCCAAUUUUUUACCUGUUGGCAUGUCAGGAAGGUGUACUCUGUGCCAUGCAUGAGCAAAUAUUGAUACAACACACCUCUGUGUUUUAGGCUUGGCUUUGUUACCGACGUAGCUUUACUUAACCCCUGAAGUCAAAGGAGAACUGUUUGCUGUCACAUGCAAAGAUAGUGCAGACAAAUUGGCCUCAAUGAAAAGCAAAGCCCGACUAAGAACAGUCUUCCGUAUGUAUAGUUGAUCUACAGAGUGAGUCAUAGCGUAUCUGGUAGUUGCUCAAUAUCAUUUUUUAAUUAUUUGUGCUUUGGGUCAAGGGCUUGCCAAUUCUAGUUUAAACAUAAUCUUUAAGUUUUCUUUAUUUAUAUGAAUUAUAUAUUUAUAAACACUGGUAAAUGCUUGGCUGGUUACAAUGUCAGUUACCAAACUUUGUUUUUUGGAUUAUUUAUACCUGUGUUCUCUUGUGGCCAUAAAUAACACAUAAUUCGUUCUUUUCUUUGUUUCUUCACCUAAAAGUGCUUUUAUAUCGUUAACAGGUUGUAUCGGUUAAUUUCACUUUUGAUACACUUUUGCAGAUAUCUCCAGCCCCCCCAAAGCUUUAUGUCACCAUUUACCAAAUGAAUGUUUUAUUUAUACAUGAUAGCAGCACAUCACUGCAAAAAUCAAAGAAUAAAGACAUCUGAAGCUA
Molecule: messenger RNA, 2733 nt
Organism: Acanthochromis polyacanthus (spiny chromis)
Lineage: Eukaryota; Metazoa; Chordata; Actinopteri; Pomacentridae
Gene: sptssb
Product: serine palmitoyltransferase, small subunit B
Exons: 2
Coding region: 1091-1333 (80 amino acids)
Biological process (GO): endoplasmic reticulum organization; ceramide biosynthetic process
Cellular component (GO): serine palmitoyltransferase complex
Molecular function (GO): serine C-palmitoyltransferase activity
Source: RefSeq, a predicted model, not a curated record